AAAAAAUCAAAUCUUUCGCAUGAAAAAAAAUCCCAACAGAAAAUUCUUCCAUACACAUUCAAAAACUAUUUUUGGAAAAAAAAAAGAAGAAAAAAAUUUGAUCCGUACCACCCAAAAAUUCGGAUUCAAACAAAGUUUUCAGCUUCUGGGUUGGCUUAGAGCUUUGCAUGAUUUGGUUUCUUUAAUUCUUUUACGUUGGUGGCAUUGGUUCUUGCAAAGAUAUUGCCUUAACAUGAUCACUUUUGAGCAUUAUAUCAAUCUUUGAUACACAUGUUUGGUGUACAUGUAUCAUGGUCACGUUCGAAUUCCAAUUCAUAAUGUUGAAUUAUACGUAGCGGUAUUGGAAGCUAAAGGCUAUUUGAGAAGGAGAGAUUAUAAAUAUUUGUUUUGUUUGGUUUGGUUUGGUUAGAGUGGUUUUGAAGGAUUUUCAUUCAAAUUCCGAUGAAAUGAGAAGGAAAAUAUGCGGUUUGAGUGAUUUGGGAAGACAUGGAAUUGAGAAGGGCUGGUUAUGCGGUUGUCUUCCUGAGUUUGCUUUGCACAUUGGCGAUAGGGGGAUCAGACGCGAAGAGGAGGACCAUGGACACAUUUUUUAGCAAUGGAGAUUCCUCAAAAACGCAUGAACAAGAUGAAAUGGUGGAGCAGGUAUGGGUCCAUUGCAGGAAAGAAUUGAUAGACAGGAAGGAUCUUCUUGAAGAUUUUGACUUGAACAUCCUACAGGAUGCAAUCAGGAAUACAAAAUCAAGAUUGCUGCCAAAAAGAAAAAUAGACAAAGCCAUAAGGGUUCUACCUCCCCAUAUGAGACAACUAGUUUUGGAUUGCUUAAGAAGAAAAAGUUUUCUGUUUCAUCCUGAUGAAGAUAGCUUCAACAAUAGGUUCAUCAAGUGCGCUGAGUUGCUUUUCAGUUUGCCAAAUGCCCCCAGAAGACAUCUGGUUAGUCAGUCACCUGGACAGAUAGCAACAAGUCCAGCUCCAGCUCCUAGCACAACAGAAGCAGAAUCACCUAAUUAUGGUCCAGCACCAUCUAAUCUAGCACCUUCCAGUUCUUCAUCUCCAAAUCCAAACCCCCCUGUUCAGCCCCCUGAAGCGCCAGCUCCUUCACUUGAUGUGAUCAGCUCACCUCCUCCACGUCCUAAACAUUUGCCACCACAUCACUCUGUUGUUCCACAGAAUUCACCGAAAAAGGACGAUAGCUAUCAGAUGAAAAAAAUUGUGGUUGCUGCUGCAACUGCAGUAGGAGUCCUUGCCCUUCUUGCACUGCUCCUCAUUUGCUGUCUUAAGGGUGGAAGCAACAAAAUUGGACCUAAAAAGGGACAAAGAGAUGAGAGGCCACUUCUCAACUUACGUAUGAGUGAUUUCUCAGGUUCUUCUCAAAAGUCUGUUAGUAUAGGAAAUUCAAGUAACAAAGAUUUCAGUAUUAAUAGCGGAGUGAAUCCUUCUUUCCUUACCAACAUGUCCAUGAAGCAUGGAACCAAUGAUUCCACACUGGCUGGGGAAUUAUCAUCAGAAGGUACAGGGCCAGUUCCACUUCUUCAUUUAAAGCCUCCUCCUGGAAGAUCAGUUACUAUGUCUCUUGCUCCACCAUGUCCACCACCACCUCCUCCUCCUCCUCCUCCUCCUCCUAUUGCUCCUUCUGCUCCUAAACCCCCACCACCACCUAAAGUUGCUCGCCCUCCACCUGCUCCACCAAAAGCAAUGCCUGGGAAAUAUCAACCUUCACAUUUUGGACUAAAUCAUCGAGGAAGUAAUGAUUCUAGCGAGGGAGGUGAUCUUGAUGGUGAAUCUGGAGCCCCAAAAACCAAGUUAAAGCCAUUCUUCUGGGAUAAGGUUCUUCUUGCCAACCCUGAUCAAUCAAUGGUUUGGCAUGAGAUCAAUUCUGGAUCAUUUCAGUUCAAUGAGGAGAUGAUAGAGUCUCUAUUUGGUUAUAACAACAUGGAUAAAAAUAAAAUUAACCGCAAGAGAGAGUUGGCGUCCCUUGAACCGUCAAUCCAGUAUAUUCAGAUUAUUGAUGCUAAGAAGGCACAAAAUUUAUCAAUUCUUCUACGAGCCUUGAAUGUGACAACAGAAGAAGUCAUUGACGCUCUUCAAGAAGGUAAUGAGCUUCCCGUUGAGCUUCUUCAAACUUUGUUGAAGAUGGCACCGUCAACAGAAGAGGAACUGAAGCUCAGGCUAUAUAGUGGUGAUAUUUCUCAACUUGGCCCUGCAGAGCAAUUCCUCAAAAUCUUGGUUGACAUUCCAUUUGCAUUUAAACGACUAGAGUCACUUCUAUUCAUGAGUUCCCUUCAGGAGGAGGUCUCUAACAUUAAAGAAUCCUUGGCAACUCUAGAGGUUGCUUGUAACAAACUAAGAAAUAGCAGACUAUUCCUAAAACUCUUAGAAGCGGUUCUCAAAACUGGAAACCGCAUGAAUGAUGGUACCUACCGAGGUGGUGCACAUGCAUUUAAGCUUGACACUCUCUUGAAACUGUCUGAUGUAAAGGGAACGGAUGGCAAGACCACACUACUGCACUUCGUUGUUCAGGAGAUUAUCCGUUCUGAAGGCAUACGAGCUGUCCGUACAGCCAGAGAAAGUCAGAGCCUAUCCAGCAUGAAGACAGAUGAUUUUACUGACGAUUUCACUGAAGAAUCAGAAGAGCACUAUCGCAGGCUUGGUCUUCUGGUGGUUUCAGGUUUAAGCAAUGAACUGGAAGAUGUUAAAAAGGCAGCAUUCAUAGAUGCUGAUCUUUUAACAUCUACAGUAUCAAAACUCAGCCAAUCAUUGAUAAAAAUUAAAGGUUUCUUAAAUGCUGAGAUGAAGAGUCUGGAUGAAGACAGCGAAUUCAAUCAUGUGCUAGCCAAUUUUGUGGAGUUUGUGGAAGCUGAUAUUUCAGGGCUUUUGGAGGAAGAAAAGAAAAUAAUGGCUCUCGUGAAAAGUACUGCAGAUUACUUCCAUGGGAAUGCAGGAAAGGAUGAAGGCCUGCGCUUGUUUGCAAUUGUACGUGAUUUCUUGAGAAUGUUAGAUAAGGCAUGUAAAGAAGUUAGAGAUGCCGGAAUGAAGAGAGGGAGGAUUACCAAGAAAGAGGCUCCAUCAGUGUCAUCUCAGCAGUCUACAGAUAUACGUCCACGGCUAUUUCCUGCAAUAAUGGGGCGGCGAAUGGACAACAACUCUAGUUCAGAUGAUGAGAAUCUAUCUCCAUAGCUUUCGUUUCAAAUAGUUGCUUGGAAUUCUCGGAGGCAAGAUGAGCAGAUCAUCAUGGUUAGAAGAACUAGCCCACAUCAAAAUUCCAUCCAACAACAGAAUAUGAAACUUGAAUUUCAUUCUUGGAUUUCAGUAAAUGAUUAUUUGUCAGCUGAUGGAAGUUUAAUUUUUGAAAAUAGGAUUGGCUGAGAACGGAUUGACUUGUAUCAUCUACAUUUCUACUGAUAGCAAAAAGAUUUUGGUUGUACAGAAGAAAGUAUAUAAAUACUCAUUAUUGUUGCCAUCUUAUACAUUUACACUUGUGAACCAUAUAUUAG
Quercus lobata is the source of this 3491-nucleotide messenger RNA. RefSeq names its product formin-like protein 3. The coding region runs from base 487 to 3174 and encodes 895 amino acids. The transcript has 7 exons. Gene Ontology annotation, biological process: actin nucleation; actin cytoskeleton organization. Lineage: Eukaryota; Viridiplantae; Streptophyta; Magnoliopsida; Fagales; Fagaceae. The record is from RefSeq and is a predicted model, not a curated record. Gene Ontology annotation, molecular function: actin filament binding.